This is a messenger RNA of Perkinsus marinus ATCC 50983, 1683 nucleotides long. Its product is annotated as Phosphatidylinositol transfer protein CSR1, putative. Lineage: Eukaryota; Perkinsozoa; Perkinsida; Perkinsidae. The record is from RefSeq and is a predicted model, not a curated record. The coding region runs from base 58 to 1650 and encodes 530 amino acids. The transcript has 14 exons. Gene Ontology annotation, molecular function: phosphatidylinositol transfer activity.
UCGAGUGGUGAUGGUCAGAGGUAUGAUACCGUCACAACUGGCGAGAGUGAAAUCGAUAUGAUCCAGAAAGCCUUACCUGAGAGGCUGCGAAGUAAAUACGCUGUUGCUUUAAGUGACGCUGGAAGAGUGGAUACAUGGGAGCCUGUUUUUGCUGGUCGGGGAUCUCACAUUUCUGUUAAAAAGCAGUCACGCGGCACGAAGCUUCGUCUGGUUCAGCUCAUUGACGGCUUCAAUAGUGAUAGAGUGUGGCGGGAACUAAAGGAGGGCUCGUUUGGCUCGUGGAUGUCUAGAAUUGACGGUUGUUACUACCAACCGAUCACCACGAUAGCAUAUGAUGAUGAUACGAGCAUCACUACUGACUACGCUAGCUUGUUCGUUGAGGAUGAGUACUUUUCGCGGAUUAAGAUGCAUGUGGAUUUGGUUCGAGCCCUGAUCGAUAAAAGAAAGCAAAUUGUGGCGACGACCUCGGAAGAAUCUUUCGAGGGAGUGGGAAAACGGGUUGAAGUGGAUUAUAUGUUUUGGACAGUCGAAGAUCUACCGAAUGGUCGUGGCAGUGCGAUAACGUGUAUUGUAAGUAUCGCUCCGCCGGAGAACCAAAAAGACAUUUCGGUCCAACGGGUCAUGAAAUAUCUUCUGCCGAAUCUUCGCUGUGCGCGAAGUGUUGUAACUAGGAUCUUCAAGGGUCGGUAUAAUCGUUCAGGGAACCCUUUUCAUGAUGUAUGGUUUCGCCAUAUCUGGAAACUGGAAGAUUUCUUAAACAGUGCGGUGAAGAAAUGCGACUUUUUACCAGGCAGAAAUGAUCCGUGCAGCUUCGAGUAUAGCUUAACCAGUGGCAAAGCUCGUGAUAGGAAAUCAGGUUGCAUGUCAGGUCAAAAGAUAUCUGAAACUGAAGAAACGAAUAGGGUUCUUGAAAUGCAAACGCGCAUUGAAAAGACUGCUGCUGAGACUGGCCAAGUAUGUCCGACCGAAUCGGAGUGCCGACGGUUCCUCGAGGCAUCAGGAUGGGAGGUGGAUGCGGCGUUUGCGAAAUUGCGAGAUACUCUAGCGUGGCGGUUGACCACUUUCGGGAUCGGCCACCCACCACGUGGCAUUGAUCCAGAUUCAAUUUCGGCGGAGCGACGCAAAGGUUCACUUUACCUCCGUGGACGAGAUAAAUUGAAGAGGCCGAUUCUUGUCUUCAGAGCACGCCUAUAUGAACCCCGACAAACAAAUUUACUGGAGUAUGAGAGGUAUCUUGUGUACUGCAUAGAAAGAUGUAUAUCGAAGUUGGUGAAUGAGGGUUCGAAGAAGGAGACCCAGGAGCUGACUGUAUUGGCCGAUAUGAGUGGAUGUGGAUACAAUAAUUUCGAUGUUCCUUCGACCAAGUCAGUAGUGAAAUUACUAGCGGGUCGAUACCCUGGGCGUAUUGGAUGUGUAUGGGUGACGAAUCUCAACUGGGCUGGCAAGCAAUUUUGGAGCAUUAUUCGACCUUUUUUCUCUGAGGAAACGCUCUCGAGGCUACAAUUGGUACCGCGAGACGAUCCGGUGGGGCAUCUCAGUCGUUUUAUCGACCCGAAAAAUAUCCCUGCAUUUUGUGGUGGUAUCGACUCCUAUGUGUACAGUAUAGAAAAUGACGACCUGUUCUCUGAUGACGAAGAAGUCAUUGAUUGAAAUUCACGGAUCUAUCAAGUGAAUCGUAUAUUA